Molecule: messenger RNA, 297 nt
Organism: Trichomonas vaginalis G3
Lineage: Eukaryota; Parabasalia; Trichomonadida; Trichomonadidae
Exons: 1
Coding region: 1-297 (98 amino acids)
Source: RefSeq, a predicted model, not a curated record
AUGGACUCCAUAGACAAGAAAGUUCAUGAGAAGUUAGAUGAAGAAGAACUCGAAGAUACAGUAGAGAAUGCAAAACAUUUGUUCGAACAAGAAGUUAGAAAAAUGUGCGAAAAACAAUUAGAACAUGAACGUGAGAUAUUUUAUGGUUAUAGAGAUUCUCCAUACGAACUAGACCAAUGGGAACAAGAAGAUUUAAAGAGAGAAUUUAGAGAAUAUGAACUCGCUAAGAUAGCAUUAGAAACUGCAGAAAAGAAGUUAAAAGUUUGGGGUUGUUUUGUACAAAAAUAUUGUGAGUAA